AUGGCUAACGCCGACGAAGCCGCAUUGCCAUAUCACGAGCCUCAUAUCGUCACUAUCCUAAUUCUGGUCUCAUUUAUGCUAUUGCUAAACCUUGCGAACCAUAUUAUCGAUAAGAUACUUUACUGUGGCCUUCUCGCGCAGCUAUUCCUCGGUAUUGGAUGGGGAACUCCAGGAGCGAACUGGCUCGGCCGUGAAUUCGAGCAUGUUGCUGUUAACCUGGGAUAUCUCGGGCUUCUCCUUAUCGUGUACGAAGGAGGGUUGAUGACCUCUUUCAAGGCUCUAAAGGACAAUAUUCUCUUAUCUGCUGGUGUGGCAAUCACUGGUAUUGCGCUUCCAAUCGGGGCUUCCUAUAUCCUACUCACCCUAGUGGGGGCGACACUGCUGCAAGCUUUCGCCGCGGGUGCGGCACUUUGCUCUACGAGUUUAGGAACAACAUUUACUGUCAUGAAAGCCAGUGGCCUAAUUACUACCAGAAUGGGCAUCGUGCUUACAAGUGCGGCAAUGAUGGACGACGUUGUUGGACUUAUAAUGGUCCAAGUCAUCUCUAAUAUAGGAGGCGCAUCUUCGUCCUUCAGCGCCGUUACCAUUGUACGACCAGUCUGCGUCUCAAUUGGUUUCGUAGGCGUUGUCCCACUUCUAGCCCGAUUUAUUAUCCGACCGCUUACGAUUUGGUUGAAUUGUAAACGGACAGCUAGCCCCACUGGCUAUAUCAGUUACAUCUUAACUCGUGGUGCGACUACAUUAAUUCUCCACCUAUCGAUCCUCAUUGGUUUAAUCACCGCAACAACAUAUGCUGGAACCUCAAAUCUAUUCGCAGCCUACCUCGCCGGUGCAUCCAUCAGCUGGUGGGACACCACAGUUCCACAUCCACGUGCUCAUGGUUCCGGCACAAACCUUUCGACCAACGAAACCGGCCGUCCACCGUCUGUACUGAGCGCGACAUCUGGCACAACUGGAGUUGAAACCUUUGAACGCUUCUUCUUCCAACCAUUCCAACGGAUUCUAAAACCAUUAUUCUUUGCAUCUAUUGGAUUCUCAGUGCCUAUUACCCGCAUGUUCGAUGGCGAUGUCAUAUGGCGUGGGGUCAUCUUUACGAUAUUCAUGUUCGUUUCUAAGUUUGCAUGUGGCUUGUGGCUCAUGCGCCUGCCUGGUCUAGCAUCUGGCGUCUUGAGAUUGGGACGACGCUCCGAUACGGAGAAGAAGCCUACGGGCGAGAACAAGAUGGGGACCGUCGCAGCAGUAGCAGGUUCCGGUUGCGUGUCAGACCCUCAACAGGCAACUUCAGGUGGCAUAGUCAUGCAAACUUCUUCUCCUGUACCAGGGAAAAAGCAGUCCGCUCCACGACAGAGUAAUGAGGGCCGUGCUCGCACUAGAUCUGCAGUCACUUCAACCUCGAAACCCAUUUCACUUUAUUCUGGCUGCAUCGUUGGAUGCGCCAUGGUAGCUCGCGGUGAAAUUGGGUUCCUCAUCUCUGCACUCGCGGAAAGUAACGGCAUCUUCGGUGAUGAACCCAAUGGUCCUAUAUUCUUGGUGGUCACAUGGGCGAUUAUGCUGUGUACUAUUAUUGGUCCGUUAAUUGUUGGAAUACUGGUGUCAAGAGUGAAGAAAAUGGAAGUUGGAGCAGCAGGAAGAUCGGGAAGAAAAUCAGUUUUAGGAGAUUGGGGUGUCAGCUGA
Messenger RNA from Exophiala bonariae, 1674 nucleotides. RefSeq lists its product as uncharacterized. The coding region runs from base 1 to 1674 and encodes 557 amino acids. Gene Ontology annotation, biological process: proton transmembrane transport. Gene Ontology annotation, cellular component: membrane. Gene Ontology annotation, molecular function: antiporter activity. The record is from RefSeq and is a predicted model, not a curated record. Lineage: Eukaryota; Fungi; Ascomycota; Eurotiomycetes; Chaetothyriales; Herpotrichiellaceae. The transcript has a single exon.